Messenger RNA from Selaginella moellendorffii, 1057 nucleotides. Its product is annotated as CASP-like protein 2U4. Bases 231 to 806 code for a protein of 191 amino acids. The record is from RefSeq and is a predicted model, not a curated record. Lineage: Eukaryota; Viridiplantae; Streptophyta; Lycopodiopsida; Selaginellales; Selaginellaceae. The transcript is spliced from 3 exons.
UCACUCUAGGCUGGCCGGGAGAGAAAAAAAACAAGUACUUAUCACACGGUGAGAAAGAGGGCUUGAAAUAUAGGCGGUGUACUUCGCUCGUUUUCCUUCCGUGCGAGAGAACUUAGGAGAGUAAUCGAGGGAGAGAGAGAUUCCCGGAUUUCUUUGGGAAAUCCCAGCACAAUCAUUUGCUAGAGAGAUCCUCGCGCUGCUUUUCUUUUCUAGCUUUGUUUCCGGACAUCAUGGGCGCUUACGACGGUGCUGAAGCUCCUCGAGCAGCUCCUGCGAGCACUGCUGCCAAUUCCAGGCCCUCGCGAUUGCUGCUGCUCCACAGCCUGCUUCUACGCCUCGUGGCGGUGGUCCUCUCGAUUUUGGUGAUUGCCGUCAUGGUUCACGCUAAGCAGCGCGUCAUGAUCUUCAAGGCCGAGUGGGAUAACUCUAAAGCCUUCGUAGCUCUGGUCACCAUCAGUGCUAUUUGCCUCGGCUACUCGUUUCUCCAAUUCAUUCUCUCCGCCUUCCAUCUCUGUUCCAAGUCGUGGAAGUCACCCACGAAGUGCUGGGCUUGGAUGAACUUCAUCGCUGACCAGAUCUUGACGUACGCUAUGCUGGGAGCGGCAGCGGCGGCGGCGGAGCUGGCUUACAUCGCCAAGAACGGAUCCUCUCGAGCGCAAUGGCAGCCCAUCUGUUCGACUUUCAACACCUUCUGUACGCGUGCCGGUGCCUCCAUUAUUCUUUCCUUCAUUGCUGUUCUGGCGCUGGCCAACAGUUCUGCGAUCUCUGCCUAUCACUUGUUUCGCAGGCCAAGCUCAUCUGUGUAGGUAAGAGAAUUCGUGUGCUUAAACCAGAAGAGAUUUACAAUGUAACAUGCUCUCUCUCUCUCUCUCUCUCUCUCUCUCUCUCUCUGUGAUGAAGAAGUAUUUUUAAUUCCGGAUAGAGGUGGUAGAAAGUACGAAUAAGUGAAACUUCGGAGAACUCUAGAUCUGCUUGCAAAUUCAAGCGUUGGACUUGUUCAAAUCGUAAAUAUAUAUAUAUUAUAUAUGGCCGGGACCACCGUGGUUCCAACCAUUUC